Molecule: messenger RNA, 1512 nt
Organism: Cantharellus anzutake
Lineage: Eukaryota; Fungi; Basidiomycota; Agaricomycetes; Cantharellales; Hydnaceae
Exons: 5
Coding region: 1-1512 (503 amino acids)
Source: RefSeq, a predicted model, not a curated record
AUGGCGUCCUCUGGGUACCGUACAACUUCUUCUUCCACCCCCUUACCAGCCCUUGGAAGGGGUCCGCCGCCACCGCCGAUCAGGAUCGCGCCAGGCCACGUAGGCACUCCUUCCGGGACAGAUAGAGCACAGCACCAGCACGGCUCAGCGACAUCCAACCAGUCGCCCACCACCCUUUUGUAUGAACUCCCUCCUUCAACGUCCCCACGUCCCCCACCAUUGUUGUCCGCCAAGAAUCGAUCGCGAUCACCUCCUUACCCUUCCUCUCGCGUUGACACUGCUCGCCGAACGAGCCUGGGCACCGUGCUGCAUCCCCGCCAAGACAACAACAAUGCAUCAUUCGACACUCCUAGCCCGGUGUCCAAACUCCAAAAUUCUAAACUUCGCCAGACGUCCUUGAAUGAUUAUUUGGAGCCUAGACAGGAGGACUUGGAUGCAUUCGUUGAUCUUUGUCGGAAAUGGUACUACGAUCAGGAUGACCUUUCCGGAAGAUUGAUGUCCCAGACACUCGCCAACACGGCGCCUGCCCAUCGUGCGACCUAUACUAGGCUUCAAGCUUCACCUGGGAAUUCCCUAACUCUCGCCGCUCGUGCUUCACCAAGCGGCCCGCUGGCAAAGAGAGAAAGACAUGAGAGGGUAGAGAAAUUUAUUCAAUCGCACUGCGUUUCGGGUGUGCCAGGCACCCACCCUUUCUUUGAAGGUCUUUACGGCAUCUUAAGGCUUCAAACUCUCCCAGAAACCCUGGGCGGUGCCGGCGGGAAAAUCAUCCAAUGGGAAAUUGACGACGCUAUAUUCAUUGAAACCGCUGGGAAGGAAUUCACCCACGACGCUGUUGAUAUCCUUAAAGGGGUGCUCGGCUUCAGCGAAUCACUGAAUGAAUCAUCACCCUCAUUGGCAAGUUUUGAUUUGUCGAGGGGUCCACCUAUUCCGGAAGAUGAGAGCGCCACACUCGUUGGCUCUUCGGAGCUUUCCACAUCGCCUGGGACACAUACUGCCAUUGCUUCACGCGGUAGAGCACCUUCCAAUCCUUUUCUCGAUCCAAGCAGAUCAAAUCAAUCCAGCCUUAACGCACAGCUAGACGAGCCAACAUCCCCAACUGGCUUAGACACACCGCUCGUGCCCCCUCCGAUGCCCCCUCAGGCUUCGUCCAUGCGUGCCAGUCCGAGUGGCAUGACUGUGCAGUCCUUCAAUUCAAUCUCUAUGCUAAAUGAUCCUCAGCUCCGUACAUGGACUUUCCCUCCGCUCGAGAAUCCUGAGCUUCACAGCUUUAUGAAACUUUUCCCUAGAUUCAUUGUGCAGCGCAGCACGGGUCGGUUCCCGACGACUAGUAUGAGUGGGCGACAGAAGGGAUCGGAGAGAACGAUGGAGGAAGGUCUAGAAAGAGGAAGGGUGGGCGUUGACAUUAAAGUUGGUACCGGUCAAAUGUGGGUGAGUGCCAUGCCGAGAGAGGAUGGGUGGCAAGGUGGUUUCUGGGACCGGUUCUUGCAGUGGUUCAAGAAUCUUUUUGGGUGA